Helianthus annuus (common sunflower) is the source of this 902-nucleotide messenger RNA. RefSeq names its product psbP domain-containing protein 2, chloroplastic. The transcript is spliced from 3 exons. Gene Ontology annotation, biological process: photosynthesis. Bases 56 to 757 code for a protein of 233 amino acids. Gene Ontology annotation, cellular component: photosystem II; photosystem II oxygen evolving complex; extrinsic component of membrane. Gene Ontology annotation, molecular function: calcium ion binding. NCBI's taxonomy places the organism in Eukaryota, Viridiplantae, Streptophyta, Magnoliopsida, Asterales, Asteraceae. The record is from RefSeq and is a predicted model, not a curated record.
AGUUAAGAUAGAUAAUAGCCACUACCAAAAUCCUCCUCCUCCACACGGAAGAUAGAUGAUAAUGUGGGCGGCGGCGUCGUCGUCUUCUUCUUGCUCCGUCAAAAUGAACAACCCCCAAAACCCAACAGCAACACCGAAACGGAUACUCCUCCAACCACCAAAUGGCCUGGCGAUCCAACCCACCAGCAGAAGAAGAAUGUUGACGGUGUCUAUAUUAUCCUCAACAAGCAUCCUCCUCCUAUCUCCCUCUAUUAGCAACACCUGGGCUGAAACCGAGGAGCUCCGAAGGUACACCGACAUGAACGAGGGCUUUACCCUCCUCCUACCUAAAUCAUGGAUAAAGGUGGAGAAAGCAGGGGCCACAUUGCUUUUCCAGGAUCCGGUUCAAGGAAGCAACAAUGUGGGGGUUGUUGUAACACCGGUUCGUCUCACCACUCUUGCAGAUUUUGGAGAUCCCCAAUUUGUUGCAGACAAACUUAUUCAAGCUGAGAAACGCAAGGAAAGCACAAAAGAUGUACAACUAGUGUCUUCCACGGAGAGACAAAAGGGAGAUAUACAAGUAUACGAGUUUGAAUACAAAUUAGAUAGCACAAGAGGAGGUCUAAAGACAAUAUUCUCGGCCGCAUUUGUCGCCUCAAAGAAGCUUUACCUUUUAAACAUAGCUCACUCUCAACAACCGCCUUUAUCCGAUACUAAAAGAAUGAUGUUGGAAAAAGUUGUUCAUUCAUUCGAUGUACCUUCUUCGACAAAUCAUUAACCGCUAUUAUAAUUUGUAUUUUAGUUCCAAGACCACUAGACAUACAAGAAUAUAUAUUUGUAACACAUGUUAUUUUUCGGGGUGGAUGUGACCACCAUGGAGGUGGUGACAGUUUGUGAACCGUUCGGAUGGAAGUUCGUUUGCA